AAGUGAAAACGUGAAAUCGAUAAUUUUUUGUUCAUUCAUGCCGAGCCGGCAACAUGCGCUAUAUCUAUUGAUCCUAUUCGGAUUGUCAGUGUUUUGACAGAUACGUUUCGUGCUCUAAUUAUAUGAGUGCGGAAUGUUUUAAAUCCAGAAAAUCUAACAGGAAUUCAGAAAAAAUCCAAUAUUAACUAAUCAUGUCAGAGAUACGCCAGAGGAAAGACACCAAAGAAAAUAACGUGGAGUCAGCGGACAGCAAUGUGGACAGUGAGGAUGACAAAUCACCUAAAUCUGAUCUUUCAAAUGCAAUUCCAACUGGAACAAAUAAAGCGCCGUCUGUUUUGGAGACAGUUCUGAACAGUUUACCGGACAGAUGGAGGAACUGGGUGGUCCGCGGCAUUUUCAGUCUGAUAAUGAUAUCCUUCUUCUGCAUCGUGAUCUACGGUGGACCGCUGGCUUUGAUGAUCACUACUCUAGUCGUACAAGUAAAGUGCUUUGCGGAAAUAAUUAACAUCGGCUACGCUGUUUAUCGAAUACACGGACUGCCAUGGUUCAGAUCCCUGUCUUGGUAUUUCCUAAUAACGUCCAAUUACUUCUUCUACGGCGAAAGUUUGGUAGACUAUUUCGGCGUGGUCAUUAAUCGAUUGGACUUCUUGAGAGCCUUGGUAACAUACCACAGAUUCAUCUCGUUCUGCUUGUACUGCGGCGGCUUCGUGUGGUUUGUACUGAGCUUAGUCAAGAAAUAUUACAUGAAACAAUUUUCUCUGUUCGCCUGGACUCAUGUGGCUCUGCUAAUCGUCGUUACUCAAUCCUAUCUCAUUAUGAAGAAUAUAUUUGAAGGUUUAGUCUGGUUCAUUGUGCCGGUUUCAAUGAUUAUUUGCAACGACAUUAUGGCUUACAUGUUUGGAUUCUUCUUCGGCAAAACUCCAUUGAUUAAAUUAUCACCGAAGAAGACUUGGGAAGGAUUUAUUGGAGGAGGAGUAGCGACUAUUGUUUUUGGUUUCAUGAUUUCUACUUUUAUGAGCGGUUUUCCAUAUUUUGUAUGUCCUAUUGCUUACAAUGAAACCCGAGGUGGAAUGUCCAUCGAUUGUGAACCAAGCGCCCUCUUUUCUCCAGCCGAAUAUACUCUUCCAGCGUGCAUUGCCAGCGUUUUCCAAGUGGUGGGAAUGCCAACUUCUUUCAACAUCGUUCCAUUUGCUCUGCAUUCCUUCUCCUUGUCGCUAUUCAGUAGUAUAAUCGGUCCAUUCGGAGGUUUCUUUGCUUCGGGUUUCAAACGCGCUUUCAAAAUCAAGGACUUUGGAGAUGUUAUUCCUGGACACGGCGGAAUAAUGGAUCGUUUCGACUGUCAAUUUUUGAUGGCGACUUUUGUCAACGUCUAUUUUACCAGUUUCAUCCAGAGUGACAGCCCGCAAAAGUUGCUGUCGCAAAUCUCUUACUUGAAAUCUGAUCAGCAGCUCGAGCUCUUCCAAUUGCUUAAAGAAUCUCUUAUUAACAGAAACAUAUUAGAAAUAGGUAAUUAAAAGUUAUCUACGACUCGAGUAAAUUUAGUUCAAUCCAUGUAUGUAGUCUGGCCCUUAUUGUUGUACACAGAUAUUCCUAUUUCAAUGCAAUCUAAAUAUAUCAAUUGUAAAAUGUAAUUAAUGAAUUAGCCAGAGUUUUAGGUACAUAGAUUAAUUUAGUCUAUGUACGUUUCAUGUCCCCAAACGUAGAAGUUUUAAUAUUAAUUAUUAAAGUUUUGUUUUAUUGAUGAGUUACUUAUUAACUGUACUGGACAUGGGGGCCAUUAAUUAGUUCAUGCAAGGAUCAUGCAUAUACAUAUAAAUAUAUAUGCAUACAAUAUAUGUUUUAAGUUUUUGGGCCUAGUGUAUUUGAGGUCCAGAAAUUGUGGGGUACUUUGCAGUGCAAUAGAUUUAUUAUAUAAUAAUUUUAAAAAUACAGGAAUAUAAUGAUAAACAAA
Nicrophorus vespilloides is the source of this 1951-nucleotide messenger RNA. Its product is annotated as phosphatidate cytidylyltransferase, photoreceptor-specific. Gene Ontology annotation, molecular function: phosphatidate cytidylyltransferase activity. Gene Ontology annotation, cellular component: endoplasmic reticulum membrane. The transcript has 7 exons. The coding region runs from base 192 to 1514 and encodes 440 amino acids. The record is from RefSeq and is a predicted model, not a curated record. Lineage: Eukaryota; Metazoa; Arthropoda; Insecta; Coleoptera; Silphidae.